This is a messenger RNA of Melospiza georgiana, 2136 nucleotides long. Its product is annotated as keratin, type II cytoskeletal 6C-like. Gene Ontology annotation, biological process: intermediate filament organization; keratinization. Bases 1 to 1869 code for a protein of 622 amino acids. Gene Ontology annotation, cellular component: keratin filament. Lineage: Eukaryota; Metazoa; Chordata; Aves; Passeriformes; Passerellidae. The transcript has 9 exons. Gene Ontology annotation, molecular function: structural constituent of skin epidermis. The record is from RefSeq and is a predicted model, not a curated record.
AUGUCUCGUCAGUCUGUCUGCAGGAGCUUCGGAGGGGGGAGCAGAAGGGGCUUUAGCUCCUGCUCUGCAGUUGGCGGCGGCUUUGGAGGCGGCGGCCGGAGCAGGAGCAGCUACAGCUCGUACUCUGUGUCCAGGGGAUUCGGAGGUGGAGGCCGCUGCGGGGGCUUCGGCAGCCGGAGCCUCCACAACAUGGGGGGCAGCGCCAGGAUUUCCAUGGGCGGGUGCUACGGUGGCGGGUACGGCGGCAGGAUGGGCGGCUUUGGCGGGAGCUACGGGGGUCUCAGCAGCUUUGGGGGUGGACUGGGUGGAGGAGGAGGAGGAGGAAUGUGUGGCUUUGGAGGAAUGGGUGGAGGAGGAAUGGGUGGCUUUGGUGGUGGGAUGGGUGGCUUUGGUGGUGGAAUGGGUGGUGGAGGAAUGGGUGGCUUUAGUGGCCCAGGCUUUGGCAUGGGUGGACCUGGGAGAGGUGGCCCUGGGAUCCAGCCAGUGCAGAUUGACACGACCCUCCUGCGCCCGGUCCACGUUGAGAUUGAUCCCCAGAUCCAGCAAGUUAAAAACCAGGAGAAGGAGCAGAUCAAGACCCUGAACAACCAGUUUGCCUCCUUCAUUGACAAGGUCCGAUUCCUGGAGCAGCAGAACAAGGUGCUCUCCACCAAGUGGGAGCUGCUCCAGCAGCAAGGGCCGUCGGGGCCCAGGAAGAACCUGGAUGUCAUCUUUGAGAACUACAUCCAGAACCUGCGGAGGCAGCUGGAAUCAAUCCUGGCGCAGCGGGGCCAGCUGGAAUCGGAGCUGCAGAACAUGCAGCAGUACGUCGAGGAUUACAAAACCAAGUAUGAGGAAGAGAUCAACCGGCGCACGACAGCUGAGAACGAGUUUGUGGUGCUGAAGAAGGAUGUGGACAGUGCCUACAUGACCAAAGUCGAGCUGGAAGCCAGGGUGGGAGCUCUGACAGAUGAAAUCAACUUCCUGAGGUGCAUCUACGAGGAGGAGCUGUCUCAGAUGCAGACGAUCAGCCGGGACCUGUCCGUGGUGGUGUCCAUGGACAACAACCGGCACCUGGACCUGGACAGCAUCAUCGAGGAGGUCCGGCGCCAGUACGAGCAGAUUGCCCAGAGCAGCCGGGCUGAGGCCGAGGCCUGGUACCAGAGCCAGUACGAGCAGCUCCAGAGCACGGCCGGCCGGCACGGGGACAGCCUCCGCAACACCAAGAUUGAGAUCCAGGAGCUGACCAGGAAUGUCCAGAGGCUGCGGGCUGAGAUUGAGAACGUGAAGAAGCAGAAUCAACAGCUGCAGGCAGCCAUUGCUGAGGCUGAGGAGAGGGGGGAGAUGGCUCUCAAAGAUGCCAGGUUGAAGCUGGAAGAGCUGGAGAGUGCCCUGCAGAAGGACAAGGAGGAGCUGGCUCGCCUGUUGAAGGAGUACCAGGAGCUGCUGAAUGUCAAGAUUGCACUGGACGUUGAGAUCGCCAUGUACAGGAAGCUGCUGGAGGGAGAGGAGAACAGGCUCUGCAACGACAGCAUGGCCAACGUCAAUGUCUCUGUGGUAGGCAGGACAACUGUCUCUGGAGGCAGAGGAGGCAUGGGAGGAGGAUUCGGAGGCAGCGGCAUGGGAGGAGGAUUCGGAGGCAGCGGCAUGGGAGGAGGAUUCGGAGGCGGCAGCGGCAUGGGAGGAGGAAUGGGAGGAGGCGGCAUCUGCGGAGGAGGCAGCAGCUUUGGAGGAGGCAGCAUGGGCGGCAGCUGUGGGAUGGGGGGAGGAAUGUACUCCGGUGGCUUCUCCUCUGGAAGCGGAAGGAUGUGCGGCUCUGGCGGGGGAUCCUCCUCCGUGCGGAGAUGCGUCACCACCACCUCGGUCAAAUCUUCGGGAGUGAGAUUCUGAGCCCCGAAGGUUGACAAGGAAAGAAGCACCUCCUCUCUCCCCCUGGCAGCAGCCCAGCCUCCUGAAGCCCAGCUCUGGUGUCAUGCAAUGGGAUGAACUGUGUCCCUCCCACCCAGCUUCUCCCAGAUCCUGGUCCCACCCAGUGGUUUGGUGGUGAUGCCAUGGGUGUGCUGGCACCAGGAGCUGCCCGGCAGGAGGGGCUGCUCUGCCUUCCUUGCUGUGUUGUACAUUUCUUUUGGCAAAUGUGUAUAAAACUCCUCUUUCCUC